CUCUCAAACACAAGAGGAUGGAGAUAUCAGUGUCUGAUCUGAUAGCAUCUCUUGAUGUUGAGGAGAAAGCUCGGGCCAAGGAUGGGCGAUCUAAGGCUGCUGAGGGCCAGACUAGUGCCAAUAUGGUGCAAAAGUCUCACGGCAAAGGCAAGGGCAAGGGAAAGAAGACCAAGCCGCAGCCUACUACUACUUUUAAGAAGAAAAAGUUCAAGGAAGGUCAAGGCUGUUUUGUGUGUGGAUCUAGUGAUCAUUGGGCAAAGAAGUGCCCACAACGCAAAGGAAGAAAGCCUUCACCUGAGCAGAAGACUGUGAACACGGUCACCAUGGCUAGAGUGGAAACCAGUGGACCGCUCGGGAUUCUACCGUGAUGAUGGGCAAUGGGUCGCAUGCUACUGUUCGUGGUGUUGGCACGAUUGAUCUGAAACUUACUUCGGGAAAGAUCGUGCAGCUGAAGAACGUGCAGCAUGUCCCUACUAUCGGCAAGAAUCUAGUUAGUGGAUCCCUUCUGUGUAGGGAUGGUUUUAAAGCAGUGUUUGAGUCCAAUAAAUUUGUCGUGUCUAAGUGUGGAUAAUUUAUCGGCAAAGGCUAUGAGUGCGGAGGCUUGUUCCGUUUUUCAGUCUCAGAUUACUGUAAUAAGUCUGUGAACUUAAUUUCAGAUGGUAUAAAUGAGAGCGAUGCAUCUGUUUGGCACUCGCGUUUA
Messenger RNA from Panicum hallii, 700 nucleotides. RefSeq lists its product as uncharacterized. Gene Ontology annotation, molecular function: nucleic acid binding; zinc ion binding. The coding region runs from base 18 to 368 and encodes 116 amino acids. The record is from RefSeq and is a predicted model, not a curated record. Lineage: Eukaryota; Viridiplantae; Streptophyta; Magnoliopsida; Poales; Poaceae. The transcript is spliced from 2 exons.